This is a messenger RNA of Leptidea sinapis, 1979 nucleotides long. Its product is annotated as venom acid phosphatase Acph-1-like. The record is from RefSeq and is a predicted model, not a curated record. Gene Ontology annotation, molecular function: phosphatase activity. Gene Ontology annotation, biological process: dephosphorylation. The coding region runs from base 1035 to 1823 and encodes 262 amino acids. The transcript is spliced from 8 exons. NCBI's taxonomy places the organism in Eukaryota, Metazoa, Arthropoda, Insecta, Lepidoptera, Pieridae.
UGAUAGAGGCAGUCCAUGUUGUGUUAAAUAUUCAGAAAGAUAAUCAAGAGCAUUAUUUAAAUGAUUAGAUGAAUCUUGUAUAGACUUGUCAGAAGAAUACAGGACAAUGUCAUCUGCAUAUUGCAGUAUCUGACAGAAAGGUGUAACGGUACUGUUGAGGUCAUGGGUAUACAGAUUAUAAAGAAGGGGACUAAGGACUGAGCCUUGAGGUAAACCUUUCCAAACUGACUUAGGAGGGAGGUAAGAGGAUGGACCUUUAAUAGUGAUGGAUCUCUCCAUUAACAUGUUACAUAUGAAACGGGAUAACUUCACGGGGAUACUCAGCUGGUUGAGUUUACUCCUGAGUAGAGGAAGUGAAACGUAUAACAUAUGCAGAUUCUAUAUCAAGAAAAACUCCCACAAGGUGUUCUUUUCUGAGGAGUGCUAUUCUAAUGUCAGUUGUAAGGAUACCUAAGCUAUCUAAGGAGCUCUUGCCCUUUCUGAAACCAUACUGGGAGUUGGAAAGGAGAUUAUUGGUUUCAACAAACCACUCAAGUCUUUGUUUAAUCAUGAUUUCAGAAACUUUUGCAAGAGCAGAAGAGAGGGCAAUUGGCCUAUAGCUGGUAGCUUCAGAUGGAUUCUGACCAGGUUUAAGUAAUGGAAUAAUUACCUGAUUUUUCCAAGGUGGAGGGAUGGAACCAAGAUCAAAAAGCGUUUUCUUCUGAGCUGCUUGUACGCUACGCCGUUUUGAUCCCGGUGAGUGUGGGGAUAUCCGGAGGGUCCGGAGGUUCCGGGGGAGAAAUCUCCAUUAUUAAACGGUUUUCAGACACGGAGAUAGGACUCCUGAUCAAGAGGAGUUGGACAAAUUACCUUUGAAAGAACUUAAUAAUGAAAAAUUUUUCUAUCCAUAUGGAAAAAAAGCUUUAACAAACAAAGGAAAACAGCGUGCAUUCCUCGUAGGAAAAUACCUAAGGGACCGCUACAACGGCACAAUAUCAAGCCUGUACUUGCCAAAUGAAUCACACAUCCAGACCACUGACUACUCUCGAACUAAAAUGACAGCUCUCACUGCGCUGGCUGCCUUGUUUCCACCUCCACCCGCCCAGCGAUGGAACCCCGACCUGAACUGGCAACCAGUACCCUACGACACACCUGCCUACAAUGUUGAUAACUUUUUAUACUACUACAACUGUCCUCGCUACAUUCAGCUCAGAAAUAAAAUAUAUGAGUUACCUGAAUUUAAAAAAAGGUUGGCACCAUACGAGAGACUUUUUAAAAAUUUAAGUGAUAAAGCUCAAUCAAAUAUAACAACAGCCGAAGACGUUUUCGAUUUAGAUAAUUUAUUUCAAACUUUGGGGAAUGUUGGAGUUUUAACUCCACAAUGGGCGGUGGACGUAAUGCCACAAAUAAAGGAAGUUACUAAAAUCGAAUAUGCUGCUGAAUUUUACACAGUGGAAUUAAUACGCUUAGCAUCAGGAGUGUUAAUGGGCGAUAUAUUAAAUGCUACGAAUGCUAUCAUUGAUGGAAGCGACAAAGUGCCAAAGCUGUGGUUAUUCUCGGCACACGAAAAUAACGUGGCCGCCUUAAUGGCUGCAUCCGGGGUUUUCUACCCUCACCAGCCAAAGUAUGGUUCAACAAUAUCUUUGGAAAUGAGAAAAGACCUUGUCACGGGAAAAUACGGAGUUUUAACUGUUUAUGCAGCGGAAGCUGGAGGUCCAGGUGUCAUUCUGCCAAUCAGAGGUUGUGGAAGCAAACCUUUGUGUGACUAUGAUUCUUUUGUCAGCAUGACCCAAGAAAUUAGAAUUUCUAUGAGUGACUAUAAGAAGGAAUGUUCAAUUAAAUAAAAUCUUAAGAGUAAGCACCAAGUUGAGGUAUAGGUUCUUAGGAGUGUCGCUUACGAAUUUAUAGUCGUCCAUAUUCCCGAAGUCUAGUUAGAACAGGUUAUCACAAUUAUUAUUGUUACAUAUGAAAAUAGCAUUAAAAAAUUAAGCAUGAAGUUU